UUACCUGCAGGGUCACCGUUUCUUUUGUGUUUUUCAGGUGGCUCAGAAAAAUGAUGCGUUUCUUAAUAAUUGCGAUUAUUUUGAACAUUACUACGUCACAAUGCAAGCAGAUAAACAUAACAAUCAUGGUUCCGGGGAUUGUUUCUUUUGAACGAUUAGUGGCGGACGCGAUGCCGCUACCGGAUGGGGUGGACCCGAAAGAUUACUAUGACGUUUACAGUUACGAGUCUGGGCCGACCUCCACGCCGGGAUUGGAGGACCAUUUUCCCGCGGAGAUGAACGAAAUGGAGUCGGGCCCGGGGACGACAGCGGCGACAAGUUAUGCCUACGAUUCUACAGCGCCUAUGUAUGGGGAAAGCGACUAUAUGUAUAAUUGCGUCGACGAAAACCGAGUACCUGACAUCAAAUGCUUGUCUCAUGGCCACUGGUUGUACCCCUGGUCACAUAUGUUUGCUAAACCAGCUCUGGAAAUCGCACUGGAAAAGAUAAAAAACACAAGCGGACUUUUGGACGGAUAUGAGAUAAAUCUCAAGUAUUAUGAUUCCGGUAAUAGAGUUGGGAGAGCGUCUUCAAGACUCUCCCAAAUAGCCUCAGUGGACGCAAUGAUGAAAGAUAGGAUGACCGUCCUCAUAGGGCCGAUGGACGCCUAUUCAAUGGCGAGAGUCGUAUCGUUUACGGCGCAUUGGGAUAUCCUGACUUUUACACCGGGAGCCAUAUCAGCGGGACUGAGGACACCGUACGAGGAUGAGCCAACAGACAACACAAUGAUCAGAACUGGACCUGUCGCAACACAAGUCGGGAACUGCGUGGCUGCAUUGUUACGUCAUGAGAACUGGACAACGACGGCCGCGGAAGUGUUCGAAGACAAUCUACCAGAAAGGCCGUAUUACUUUAUGGCUGAGGGAAUUUACGAGGGAGUGGUCAAAGAUAACAAGGACUUCAAGAUGACCCAGGGGAGGCUGUCAGAGUUCCAACUACCGAAUCUAGAAUACGAUUUCAAAACUGCGAUCAGGACGCUCAGUAAAGUCGGAAGAAUUUUGAUCAUCACCGCCGACGAUUUCAUCAUCCGCGACUUUCUGAAACACGCGUAUGAAUAUAAGCAGAAGGGGGACUACGCUUACAUCAUCAUUGACUUAGAGGAUAAAUUGGGACCUACACCUUGGAGGUGGCGGUCGCUUAAUGGGACAUUGGUGGAGGACGAAGCAGUUCGAAAAUCUUGUGAGAGUGCUCUCAUUGUGACGUUGAGAAAAGAAAGUUCUAGAAAAUACUCUCGAUUUGUUCGCGACUUGAACGAACGAUUAAUGCGGUCGCCAAGAGAGAACAGUAUGGAAGCGAACAUCACGCAAAAAACUACUCAAGUUCUUCUAAAACGGGAAAUGGAAAAAUUCGGCGCUAGUGAUAUAACGGAGCUGUUUCAGAAAAACCGCUAUCCCGCUUAUUUCCACGAUUCCCUCCUAAUGGCGGCACAUCUGCUGAAUGUUAGUUUAACUGAAAACACGACCGAUCCCACCACAGCCGAGCUACCACCGGAGUUUAACCGUGCUUGUGAAACGGCACAAGAAGAACCCGUUUUUCCUAAAGGACUUCACCUUAUGGAAAAGUUCGUGCUCAACAAAGAAUUCGAAGGUGUAAGCGGUGACAUAAAUAUCAACGAUCAAGGCGAUCGAACUUUCGACUUCUCUGUGUUGAGUCUUGACCCUAAUAAAGGGCAAUUCAGACCGAUCGGAGAUUACUCCGCAAAAUAUGGAGCCUUCUACAUGCGACCCGGAGCAAAAAUUUACUGGCCGUCAGGUGUCGCACCACGCGACGUCCCGAAAUGUGGAUUCGACCAGAAGAAAUGUGCAAAAGAAAGGUUGACAUUGAUUGAAGCGAUCGUUAUAUUGAUUGUUUCCAUAGCAACAGUGGCUGUCAUAUUGUCUGUAAACACGUACAGACGGCAUAGUUUGAAGAAAGAACUCGAAUCCCAGCUAUGGAGAGUUUACUGGCAUGAUGUCACGUGGCCUAUUUCACCCAAUAGCGUGCUAGGGGGUCAAUUAGGGGGUGAUAUGGGGCUAGGGGAACCACCAGCCGAAAGCGAGCCAUCACUCGGUGAAGUCAUAUCAUAUUAUGUGCCAUCUUUAUCGCCCGCUAUCGCUGCUAAACGCGCUCAUCGAAGAAAGCGGAAAUGGUCGUCGAAUUCGAGAAAGAAUGAACGCGUGUGUGAAAAUGAGCGGAAAACGAGUGCAGGGUCUCUGAUCAGCGAUAAAGUAUGGGGUGGUCUUACUACAUUGGCUCUAUAUAAGGAUAAAACAGUUGUGGUAAAGUUAACAAACAGAAGGAAAGUUGAAUUGACAAGAAGAGUUCUGAUGGAAUUAAAACACAUGCGAGACAUCACUCAUGAUCACCUCACAAGAUUUGAAGGCGCUUGCGUAGAAUGGCCGCAUAUAUGCGUACUUACGGAGUAUUGCAGGAAAGGUAGUUUGAGAGAUAUUCUGUUGAAUGAAGAAAUACAACUUGAUUGGAUGUUUCGAGUUUCGCUGAUGAAUGAUCUUGUUAAAGGCAUGAGUUUCUUGCACGGAAGUUCCAUCCAUUCCCAUGGCAACCUCAAGUCCACAAACUGUGUCGUGGACUCGAGGUUUGUACUGAAGAUCACAGAUUAUGGCCUCGGCUCGUUCAGAAGCGUCCCAUCUUAUGAAGAAUCUGAGAGACAAUGCGAAAAGAAACUAUGGACAGCGCCUGAACUGUUAAGAUGUACAUCAUUAUCGCCGAUAGGAACGCAAAAGGGCGACGUUUACAGUUUCGGAAUUAUUCUGCAAGAGAUUGCUCUCCGCAAAGGAACGUUCUACGUCGGGGGAAUCCCCUUAUCGUGCAAAGAGAUUGUGAGCAAAGUACGGAAUGGAUUCCGGCCCUACUUCCGCCCCGUAACCGACACGUCAACGCUAACGGAGGAUUUAUGUUCCCUAAUGCAGAGGUGUUGGGAUGAAGAUCCCAAUGAAAGGCCCGAUUUUAACCAGACCAAGAAAAUAAUCGAAAAGUUUAACAAAGACAACCCUGGAAACCUGGUUGAAAACCUCUUGCAUCGAAUGGAGCAAUAUGCUAUUAACUUGGAAGGAUUGGUUGAGGAACGAACCGCUGCUUAUAUGGAAGAAAAACGUAAAGCUGACGACUUGUUGUACCAGAUGUUGCCCGUGCCUGUAGUGGACCGAUUAAAACGUGGAGACUCCGUACCAGCCGAAGCCUUUGAGAGCGUCACCAUUUUAUUCUCAGACAUCGUUGGUUUUACAUCCUUAUCUGCCUCGUCCAACCCUAUGCAGAUAGUCAAUCUACUGAACGACCUUUACACCUGCUUUGAUGCGAUCAUUGAUAACUUCGAUGUAUACAAGGUUGAAACAAUUGGAGAUGCUUAUAUGUUGGUAUCAGGGCUACCAGUUCGUAAUGGUAUACGGCAUGCAACUGAAAUAGCACGUACUGCUCUUGCAUUGCUACGCGCUGUUGGCGGGUUUAAGAUCAGACAUCGACCCAAUGAACAACUUAAGCUAAGGAUUGGAAUACAUACAGGUCCCUGUUGUGCUGGUGUGGUUGGAUUGAAGAUGCCUCGAUAUUGUUUGUUUGGUGAUACCGUGAACACAGCUUCGAGGAUGGAGUCAAGUGGCAUGCCAUUGGCCAUCCAUGUAUCUGAGUCAACCAAAGCACUUCUUGAGAGAUUUCAGUGUUUUAAACUUCAACUGAGAGGGGAAGUCCCUCUUAAGGGAAAGGGGACUGUCACAACCUAUUGGUUGCUUGACGAGACUGUUUUUGACGAGCCUUCUAUUGACGAAAGCGAAAGUCAUGUAUGACUAGACGUUCAUGGGGAUCAGGAUGGAAACUCUCUAGCGCUAUCUCCUGGUGAAGUUUCGGCAAGUCAGGAUGAAUGAUUUCAAACUUUGCAAGACUUGUUAAAAGUUAAACAGCAAGAACUAAUGGAACCUGAAAACAAGCACAAGGUUAUUGCCAAAUACUUGUAAUUUGCACAGCAUAAGUGCUGCUAUAUACUUUGGCUUUUGAAAGCUAUUUUAACAUUGCAUAUGGCACUGGAGUGCUGCAUUUACAGAAUUAUGUUUUAAGCUUAAAUUAUUUGGUUUUUUCUUUUCUGCAUGCACGACACCCUGUACUUUAAACAUGGGGUGGAAUUUACACCCAACACCCUGUACUUUAAACAUGGGGUGCAAUUUACACCCACAAAAGAAGUAUUGGUAACUUUAAUAAUUAUUUCUAGGGAUUUUGAUCAUACCACACACAACUAGAGCUACUUUAGUUAUGAUAGCUGUUAACUUUGUGGAGAUAUUUCUGGUUUAAAAUAAUGUGAGCUGUUCCCUUUAUUAUAAAACCCACUCGUCAACUAAUGGUCUUUAUGUCUUCAGUGUUGCCAAGACAAAAAGUUUUCUUGUAAAUUUAAUGCCAAACCAUAACACGGUGACGUUUUUAUUAUUUUUGUGAAACACUGGUGUGAUUUUAUCUUGGCAUUUUUGUGUACAGCGAAAAUCGAUUUAUUUAAGAUUUAAAACUGAUACUACGAAAGAUAAUGUCAAACUACAUUAAGAUUAAUUCUAUCUAAUAGACUUACAUGUGUUCUAUUCUGAACAGCAUAUACUGUUAACUAAUUAAACCAUAAGCCUAUUUUUUCUUAUACAUGUCGAUUAAGUGUAUUUGCUGCUAAAUAUAUAAGUUUUUAUUUAAUUAAAAAUCAAAAUUGAUAUGAAUUUGAAACAAUUGUUUGUGACCAAUCAAGUCGUAUUGUCAACAUCACAAAUACCUUUAUGAUGUCAUCAAUCAUCAAAUUUUCAUUUGUAUUUUAUCGCUGAGUAUUGUAUUGUUUUCAAUACAUGGUGUUGCUUGAAUAUUGACUAGUUUCCUUUUU
This is a messenger RNA of Ciona intestinalis (vase tunicate), 4876 nucleotides long. NCBI's taxonomy places the organism in Eukaryota, Metazoa, Chordata, Ascidiacea, Phlebobranchia, Cionidae. The record is from RefSeq and is a predicted model, not a curated record.